AGGGAAAUCGCAACGAGAACAGAAAAUAAUGACAGUUAGCUUUAACCGUGCGGGUAGACAGUUUGGUGUGUGGUUGUGGUCCGUUGGUGUCCUGCUGGCAGGAAGUCAACUUGCGGUGAAGGUGGAAAGUGGUCCAAGCGUUCCAGUGACAACGCUUGCCAAUGUGAUUGUUCCGACUGGUGGGAAGCUGGUCGCCGUGACGCCGGACGGUAGUGUCGUUGGGGACGUCAGUAACAAUGCGUCGACGUUGGAUGGAGCCAACAACGGAACCGAACGGCAACGCGAGGAAGCGCUACCGGACGGGCAGUUGGAAACGGGAACGGUGCCGGUGAUAGAGCUGAAACGGGGCCAAUGCCGGUGCUGGAAUUCGACCGAGGAAGCCUUGGGCGAGGUGCAGUGCCGAUGCCUGGGACAAUCGAUCGUCCGCGUACCCCAGAAGCUGACCGGUAUGCAGCGGUUAACGCUGGAAAAGGUCGGCAUCAAGCGGUUGCGUACGAACGCGCUAACGGUGUAUGCGGACACGCUGCAGGAUCUGUUCUUCAUCUACCUGCGGGAAUUCCAUCGUAUCGAACCGGCAGCCUUUUCCCGGUUGCGCCAUCUCCGAACGCUCUACAUAGCACACGCACCCAAACUCGAAUUUCUACCAGCGGAUGUGUUUGAAGGAAUAUCGAUGAAACUGAAAACGCUGCGGAUUAUACACAGUGGACUGCUCGCCGUGCCUGACCUGCGCGUUCUCUCCGACCACAUAAUAAUGCAUAUGGUUGAUUUGGAUGGAAAUCAGAUUCGUGAAAUUUACGAACGAUCGAUACAACUGAAGACUGACGAGCUAAUCCUCGAUAAUAAUGCCCUUACGGAGAUUCACGGAUCAGCUUUCCAUGGAUCGGAAAUAGCUAAAUUGAGUAUUAAAAUGAACUAUAAAUUGAAAGAAAUCCACGAAAAAGCGUUCGUUGGAAUAAGUAACAUCCGAGAGCUUGACCUUUCCGGGACCGCGAUUGAAGAGCUGCCCACGGAAGGUUUAGCAGAGCUGGAAACUCUACGCAUACAGCACACACACUCACUUAAAACUAUUCCAUCGGUGUACAAUUUCAAGAACUUACGGACCGCGUACCUAACCCACUCCUUUCACUGCUGCGCCUUCAAGUUUCCUGCCCGGCACGACCCAGACGCACAUGAGCGUAAUCUUAAGAAGUUCUACGAAGUGCAGCAUCGGUGCAUCGCGAACGGCUAUUCAACGCCACACUUUAAGAUGGAGAUGGCAUCCAGUGCAGAAACGCCACUCGUGCUCGAUGCGGAUGGGUUGGAAAAUGUGCCAGACCGUACGACCCGUAACCGCCGUUCGCCGGACUUUCGUAGCUGGUUUCGGCUCACGGCGAGCGAUGAGACUGAUGAACGGCCGGCCAGAAAUGAAGCGUUGCAGCAAAAGGGCAUCGAUCUGUCAGACAAGCGGAUGGGCGACAUAGUGGAGGAUAGUUAUCUGCUGCCUAUCACCGGUCAUCCGGUGGAUGAUGCGGGCGAUCAAACGAUGGGUGGUGGGUUGUACACGGAGAAUCCGCUAUUAGGCGAGUUUCAUGAGACGGUGGCACAAAUUUCAUCGAUGGAGGCGCUGUGCGGUAAUCUGACGCCGAUGAUCUUCGAUGUGAAGUGCUAUCCGAUGCCGGACGCCUUAAACCCGUGCGAGGACGUAAUGGGAUCCCACUGGCUGCGUGGAUCCGUAUGGGUGGUAGUCCUGCUGGCCGUCUUUGGCAAUGUGGCAGUGGUCGUGGUGCUGUUUUCCAACCGCAGCGAUCUAACUGUGCCAAAAUUUUUGAUCUGCAAUUUGGCAUUUGCCGAUCUUUGCAUGGGCCUAUACCUACUCCUAAUAGCUUCGAUUGAUGCACACUCUAUGGGUGAAUACUUUAACUACGCAUUCGACUGGCAGUACGGUGUUGGAUGUAAGGUGGCUGGCUUCCUGACCGUCUUUGCCAGUCACCUGUCUAUCUUUACCCUCACGAUCGUCACACUCGAGCGUUGGUUUGCGAUCACGCACGCGAUCUAUCUGAACCGACGCAUCAAACUGUCGGCGGCCAUGUACAUCAUGAUCGUCGGCUGGGUGUACGCCGUCACGAUGGCAUCGAUGCCGCUGUUCGGUAUAAGCAACUACUCGUCCACAUCGAUCUGCUUGCCGAUGGAGGCGCGAGAUAGCUUGGACAUAGCCUAUCUGCUUACGGUGCUGGUCGUGAAUGGCUGUGGGUUUGUCGUGAUCGUUGUCUGUUACGCUCAGAUUUAUCUUUCACUUGGCAAAGAAACCCGACAGGCAGCUCGCACGGCACACAGUGGUGAGAUGACGGUUGCCAAAAAGAUGGCAUUGCUGGUGUUCACGAACUUUGCGUGCUGGGCACCGAUAGCAUUCUUCGGUCUUACCGCAAUCGCUGGCUAUCCGCUGAUAGGUGUGAGCAAGUCAAAAAUCCUGCUGGUUUUUUUCUACCCCCUCAACUCCUGUGCCAACCCAUACCUCUACGCCAUUUUGACUGUCCAGUAUCGGAAGGAUCUCUUCUCCCUGCUCGCAAACUAUGGUCUCUGCACGCAACGGGCACAACAGUACAAAAUGACCUAUUCGAUGCCCACCAACACAUUCCAGGUUGCACCAGCACGAGGUUCCGUGAACUACAACAGCAGCAACAAUGGCACGCUAACGUCGGCGGCCGGCAUUGCAGCACUGGCCAGUACCAACACGGACACGAUCACCACCACCAUUACUUGCGGCAGUGUGGUACUCAGCACGAACGGUAAUCAUGUCAACGGAAGUACAACUGGUGGAACUAGCGCCAACACUGCUGCCAACGGGACGAACGCAAGAACCAAUGCCGUGGAGGACGAAACAUUUCUUUGAGCCGUUGCUGUAACUGACAAUACCGUGCAAACUGGUUCGCGUUCCCGAACAUUGCGGGUUUGUUCGUG
This is a messenger RNA of Anopheles maculipalpis, 2937 nucleotides long. It is a transcript of the gene Lgr1, whose product is annotated as thyrotropin receptor. Gene Ontology annotation, cellular component: membrane. Gene Ontology annotation, molecular function: G protein-coupled receptor activity; protein-hormone receptor activity; protein binding. Gene Ontology annotation, biological process: G protein-coupled receptor signaling pathway. The transcript is spliced from 9 exons. The record is from RefSeq and is a predicted model, not a curated record. Bases 29 to 2869 code for a protein of 946 amino acids. NCBI's taxonomy places the organism in Eukaryota, Metazoa, Arthropoda, Insecta, Diptera, Culicidae.